Molecule: messenger RNA, 864 nt
Organism: Procambarus clarkii (red swamp crayfish)
Lineage: Eukaryota; Metazoa; Arthropoda; Malacostraca; Decapoda; Cambaridae
Source: RefSeq, a predicted model, not a curated record
AUGUGCCGGGAGAGGGCCAGGUACCGGGAGAGGGCCAGGUGCCGGGAGAGGGCCAAGGUGCCAGGUGCCGGGAGAGGGCCAAGGUGCCAGGUGCCGGGAGAGGGCCAAGGUGCCAGGUACCGGGAGAGGGCCAGGUGCCGGGAGAGGGCCAAGGUGCCAGGUGCCGGGAGAGGGCCAAGGUGCCAGGUGCCGGGAGAGGGCCAAGGUGCCAGGUGCCGGGAGAGGGCCAAGGUGCCAGGUGCCGGGAGAGGGCCAAGGUGCCAGGUGCCGGGAGAGGGCCAAGGUGCCAGGUGCCGGGAGAGGGCCAAGGUGCCAGGUGCCGGGAGAGGGCCAGGUGCCGGGAGAGGGCCAGGUGCAGGGAGGCCAGGUGCAGGGAGGGCCAGGUGCAGGGAGGCCAGGUGCAGGGAGAGGGCCAAGUGCCGGGAGAGGGCCAGGUGCCGGGAGAGGGCCAGGUGCCGGGAGAGGGCCAGGUGCCGGGAGAGGGCCAGGUGCCGGGAGAGGGCCAGGUGCCGGGAGAGGGCCAAGGUGCCGGGAGAGGGCCAGGUGCCGGGAGAGGGCCAGGUGCCGGGAGAGGGCCAGGUGCCGGGAGAGGGCCAGGUGCCGGGAGAGGGCCAGGUGCCGGGAGAGGGCCAGGUGCCGGGAGAGGGCCAGGUACUGGGAGAGGGCCAGGUGCCGGGAGAGGGCCAGGUGCCGGGAGAGGGCCAGGUGCCGGGAGAGGGCCAGGUGCCGGGAGAGGGCCAGGUGCCGGGAGAGGGCCAAGGUGCCAGGUACUUGGUGGGGAGCAGCGUGCGAGACAAGAAUAAAGACGCCACCAAAACACUAACUCACUUACUGACUAACAUCCCCAGGAUUGCUCCACCCUAA